Molecule: messenger RNA, 1585 nt
Organism: Didymodactylos carnosus
Lineage: Eukaryota; Metazoa; Rotifera; Eurotatoria; Philodinida; Philodinidae
Source: the annotation of a GenBank genome assembly
CAUAUUAUUAAAUCUUACAAAUAUUCUAAAGCUAAAUUGCACACUUGUCUAGUUUUAUUUCUAUUGAGUUUGUGAGAUUGAUAAAUUAUACGAAAUGAAUAUUGUUCCUGAUGCAAUUGACCCAAUGUAUAUGUUAUGGAAUAGUCCAAUCACGACUGGUAUAAAUUCGACGGAUGAUCCGGUAUAUGUCCUAGAGGACGAUCACAAUAAUAUUAUCCACCGUGAUAUAAUUUUUCCAGUAUAUGCUAGACAGGGUGAGCAAUAUUUUUAAAAAACUCUUAGGAUCAACACGGAUAGAAUGAGCUUUUGCUCGUGGAAAAGUCUUGAUGUUCAUCUAAGUGUAACACCAUGUGAAAAUAAAACGGUGUAAAAUAUCCAUCGUUAAUCAAAACUAUUUGCUGUUAUGUAAGGAUUAAAAAUCCUUUCAUAAGUGUCAACAAACCCGUACUGAAAAGAAUUUAUCUCAAUUCUUUUAGACUCAGAAGUACUUGGUUUGAAUACUCCAGUAGUUCUUUCAAGGAAUCCUUUUCAAAAUGAAGAUUCAUCAUUUCGAUUCUCAUCUGACAUAGUUGACGAAUCGUGGCCGAACAAUACAUCAGAGGAAAAUGAUAAAGUACUCCAAUAUCAGCCGUUAAAUGAUGUAUCGUUAAUAAAUGAUGAUGUAGUAAUUCUCCUGGAUAUUGACCAGACAACGCUGGUAACAAAUAACGAGCUAAUCCAACAACUACCUGAUUUCCCAGUGGAAGGUAGUAGUGACAAUUUCGAAGAAGUACAAUCAACUACUGUCACUGUCGUUGAUAUUCCAAAUUCGAUUGUCAACUAUACAAUGUCGAUGGAAAGAGAACCAGAAGAAGCUCCACAUGUACGAUACGAAAAGGAGGAAAAGAGAUAUUUACAUGCUAGAAACACCACAGGUAGUGGGAAAAAAAACAAAGUUGGUCCGUCAAUCAAGCUACCAAAUUUAGCCGAAUACGAUGGCCGUGAGGCGUAUACUCGGGUUAGUCGAUUAAUUGCACAGCCGAUCAAUGAUCUGCGUUUCCAUCAUUCAUAUGGAUUGACGUCAGGAGAUGCCGGUGUAAUAGCAAAAGAAGGUUCACUGUAUUAUCCAAUAACCUCACAGGACAAGGAUCGAGGAUCUCAAAGUUUUUCAAAAUUAAGAAUAACUCGAAAAAAGGAAGAUGAAAUAUCCUAUGAACUAUCAUCAUAUUCACCGUUUGAAAUCUCCUCAUCAGCCAUGGUACGCUGUGAUACUCAUAGAGCAAAAGAAUUUAAAGACGAUUUCAGUUUAAAUAAAUCAAUACUGGCGUUCGAUAUCGUGGUGAAAUCUCCUACUGGAGAAUAUCAGCCAACUGGUAUUAGUUGUAUGUCUCAGGAAAUACUAGAGUCACCGGCAUCAUCCAAAAAGAAUAUAAAUACAGUUGAACAUACUGACGUUGUUUACAAUGAUACGACUUAUUCUUCUGAAGAAGCGGCAACAGGCACAACAGUUGAACAUACUGAUGUUGUUUACAAUGAUACGACUUAUUCUUCUGAAGAAGUGGCAACAGGCACAAAUCCUAUUAGUAAGUCCGUCCUGACACAAUAG